UGACAAUUAAGCAAACUUCAAGUAUUUCACUUUCUCUCUCUAAAAUUACACUACUUUCUCUCUCUAGAAAAUUCUUACAACUUUUUUUUUGAAGAGAGUUAUUUUCUUCUGGUAGUGAUCUAGCCUACUGUUUGUUACUCUGCUUUGAAGUUAAUUUGAAGCUCGAUUUGGCAGCCAUCAUUAGCGAUCUAGGGUUUUCAAUUUCAUUUGGCGGAGUUGUUUUUAUUAUUUAUCGUUCUUUUGAAAUUUUUGAUUUGUGUUAUUUGAAUAUCGUUAUUUGAGUUAACGGCGGCUUACUACCGGAGAUUUUCACUGAGCAAUCGAGGAAAUUAUCAACUGAGUUGGAUAUUAGUAACCCAACUGAUAUAUCCUAGCGGAUUGAUCAAACUAAAAGAAGAACUACGAUGACAAUGGCAAAAAAUGGUAAAGUUUUUGGCGGGUUUUACGGAAAUGCAAUUGAGACAACGGGUGAAUUAGAGGGUUCUGGUAGUUCAGGAAGGAUUGACACGGAGAAUAUAGCUUCCGAGGGCUCAAGUGCCCUGACGAGGAAAUGUAUUAAUUUAAGUUCGAAUAAAAUGGAUUCGCUUGGUGUACCUUUACAAGUUCUUUCGUUAUCUCGGAUAUCUCGUCGUGAGAGAAAGGAGUUAAUACGUAGAUUGAGACUUGAACUUGAGCAUAUUAGGGUACUCCAGAAGAAAGUCGAUGUUCCUAGAACUAAUGCCGGUACAUUGUCAUCUUCUAGCGAUAUUCUUAGCUGUAGCAAUGGGACAAAUGGGCCCCGUGCUACGAAUUUUAAGAAAUCAUCUGUGAUGACCUCUGCGACAGGGAAGAAAACAAUUCCUUCUAGGAGUAGUUCUGGAAGGUUCAAGCCUGCUGCAAGGCAGGCGUCAGCACCCACCACUACGACAAAUGCGAUGGCGAUGAAGCAGUGUGAGAUAUUGAUAGGUAGGCUGAUGAGCCAUCAAUACUCCUGGGUCUUCAAUGAGCCAGUUGAUGUAGUGAAGUGGAAUAUUCCAGAUUAUUAUACUAUCAUUAAGAAGCCAAUGGAUUUGGGAACAAUAAAGACAAAGCUAAGUUCUGGUUCAUACUCAAGCCCCUUGGAAUUUGCUGCUGAUGUGAGGCUUACUUUUAAAAAUUCCAUGGAAUACAAUCCAAAGGGGCAUGAUGCACAUGUAAUGGCUGCUACGCUUAGUAAAUUUUUUGAAGUGAGAUGGAAAAAUAUUGAGAAGAAACUACCGAAGGCUGAAACUCAAACUUUAGCUGCAAGGCCAGGUCCUUCUGAAGACUUGCAAAUUCCUGAAACAUCUCCUAUUAAAAAGAGAAAAUUGUCCUCGUAUCAACAUGAAGCUGUGGCUGAGCCUGUUAAACGGGUAAUGACAGAUACCGAGAAACAGGCUCUAGGCUCAGAAUUGGAGUCUUUGUUGGGAGAUUUGCCUGUACAUAUUAUUGAUUUUUUGAAAGACAAUAGUUCAAAUGGAGGGGACACUGGAGAGGAUGAAAUUGAGAUAGAUAUUGAUGAUCUCAGUGAUGACACUUUGUUCACAUUGCGGAAGCUUCUAGAUGACUAUGUGCUCGAGAAACAAAAAAACCAGGCUAGGGCAGAACCUUCUGAGAUGGAGCUGAUGAAUGAAUCUGGGAUAAGCAAUUCAACCAUGCAAGAGCAAAAAGGGAAUGAUGCUGCCGAUGAGGAUGUUGACAUUGGUGGCAAUGAGCCCCCUGUCUCAAGCUAUCCUCCUGUGGAGAUAGAGAAGGAUGCGGGCCACAAGAAUAGUAAAUGCAUCAGUUUAGGCAUCUCUGAUGGGUCUGAUUCUGAUGGUGAUUCUGAUGAUGCAAGAGCUUCAAGUCCAAUUACUGCUAUGGAGGUUACUGAAAAUCUUGUCUGUGCACCUGAUUUACAUGAGAAAUCAAGUGCUGGUGAUCAUUUGGAGAGAAAUGAGAUUUGUCCAGAAUCUGUGAGCGGGUUGGAUCAGCUUGAGCAGACUUCCCAGCAAAAGCCAAGUUCUGAUGAAUCAGAUUGCCAUCAGGAUGGUGGAGACAGUACAAGUGAAAUUCAGGUCUCUCCUGGGAAGCUCAGGGCUGCAAUGAUAAAGAAUCGGUUUUUUGAGACUAUAAUAAAAGCUCGCGAGAAGACACUUUCACAGGUCGAUAAAGCGGAUCCUGACAAAUUGAGGCAAGAGAUGGAGGAACUUGAGCUUCACAAAAAGAAAGAAAAAGCAAGGCUGCAAGCAGAAGCUAAAGCUGCUGAAGAUGCCCAAAGGCGGGCUGAGGCAGCAGCUGCAGCAGCAGCUGCAGCUGAGGCUAGACGACAGAGAGAACUCGAGAGAGAAGCAGCACGCCAGGCAUUGUUGAAGAUGGAAAAAACAGUUGAAAUUAAUGAGAACUCUCGGUUACUGGAAGACUUAGAAAUGCUUAGGGGUGCACCUGCAGAGCAUUUACCAAGUUCGGUAGAUGAGACGAGCCCAGAGCACUCCCAAGAUGGCUUGGGAAGCUUUAAAUUUGGGGGAAGUAAUGCAUUAGAACAGUUCGGUUUGUUCAUGAAACAAGAUGAAGAAGAGGAAGAAGGGGAACCACUAAACCUUUCAAAGCCUGUAAAUGACAUAGAAGAGGGAGAGAUAGAUUGAGUUAUGUUCCAUGUGUUUAUUACUCAUGUAUGCCAGUGGAUCAAGGUUUUAAAGCAUAUGAAUCUGGUUUCCAGACAAAAAAAAAACAAACAGAACAUGCCGUACCAGCGCGACGCAAUAUACAGUAUUGGAUGGGGGAAUAAGUAUUCGAAAAUGGCCCGGGAUGAUUAGAGCAUAAUGCGCUACUCGGUAAGUUGAUGAUGAGACCGAGUUAGCUUUCUGAUGAUUUGAUAAAUUCAUGGUGGCCUCGACAGCUUUUAAAAUCCAUGAAAACAAAGUACUGUAAAGGAUUUGAAGGGUUGGCUUGUUGUAUCAGAGACUAGAAACAAGUGUUAAGACUGUUUCAACUUUCAACAAUGAAAUGGCCGAGUACCGAUAAGGUGUCUGAAACAGCCUAUUCUGUAAUUUGUAUAUAAUGUCCAUAUAAAAUGUAUUUAAUUAGAAGUAUACGAAAUGCUAAUCUUUAUAUUAUAUUGUGAAAUAUUCUCUACUGUUGCA
Molecule: messenger RNA, 3119 nt
Organism: Mercurialis annua (annual mercury)
Lineage: Eukaryota; Viridiplantae; Streptophyta; Magnoliopsida; Malpighiales; Euphorbiaceae
Product: transcription factor GTE8-like
Exons: 11
Coding region: 405-2621 (738 amino acids)
Molecular function (GO): protein binding
Source: RefSeq, a predicted model, not a curated record